AUCGAGAAUACAGAUUAUACAGUAUUAAUACAAAAUGAAAAUCAAAAAGGUUUUUCAUUUAAAAAAUUAAAAUCAUUUUUAGGACCUGCUUUAUUCAUAUCAGUAGGUUAUAUGGAUCCUGGUAAUUGGGCCACUGAUAUUGAAGGUGGGUCUAGAUUUGGGUAUCAAUUGAUGUGGGUUUUACUAUUUUCAAAUAUAAUGGCAUUGUUUUUACAAACCUUAGUAAUUAAAUUGGCUUUGGUAACAAGAAAUGAUUUGGCUCAAAUGUGCAGACAAGAAUUCGGUACCUUUAUAAACUAUGUUUUAUGGAUUAUUUCAGAGUUGGCUAUUGUUGCAACUGAUUUGGCUGAAGUUAUUGGCACUGCCAUUGGUCUUAAUAUUUUGUUUGGUUUACCUUUGAUCGCAGGUGUUGCCAUUACCUCAUUAGAUACUCUGUUAUUUUUAGCUAUUCAAAGAUGGGGCAUUAGAAAAUUAGAAUUCCUAAUUCUAUUUUUACUAACCUCAAUUACACUAUGCUUUGUAAUUGAACUUUUCUUAUCCAAACCAAUCGCAAGUGAAGUAUUCAAAGGCUUUAUACCAACAUUAAACUCUGAUAGUGUUAUGGUCGCCACAGGUAUAGUUGGGGCAACAACAAUGCCUCAUAAUUUAUUUUUACAUGGUUCAGUUGUAAAGUCAAGAAAGAUCAAGCACGACUCUAAAAGCUCAAUUAAACAAGCAUACAAAUAUAAUGUUAUCGAUACAGUGUUGGCACUCAACUGCGCAUUCUUUGUUAAUAUCUCAAUUUUAAUGUUAGCAGCAUCUGUAUUUUGGAAAAGGGGAAUUGAGGUUACAGAACUUAACGAUGCAUAUAAAAUGUUGGAACAAUUGAUGGAUGGUAAGUUAGCAGCGAUAUUGUUCGGUCUAGCUCUCUUCUUAUCAGGUAAUUCAUCAACCAUCACAGGUACAAUGGCUGGGCAGGUGGUAAUGGAAGGAUUCGUAAAGCUUACAAUUAGACCAUGGAUUAGAAGAAUUAUAACAAGACUCAUGGCGAUAAUUCCAGCGAUUGUAGUAAUACUAGUAUUUGGUGAUAAAGCAACUUAUACACUAUUAAUUUUAUCUCAAGUAAUUUUAUCAAUAGGUUUACCAUUUGCAGUUGUACCACUAGUUAUAUUUACAAGUCGUAGAGAUAUAAUGGGAGAUUUUAAAAACCAUAUAGCCAUCAUUAUAAUCAAUACAAUAAUAGCCCUCUUUAUUAUUGGUUUAAAUUUGGCGACACUAUUCCAGUGGAUUGAAGAAUUUUUACAUAGAUCUACUGUAUCAUUUGCCCUAACAAUU
Dictyostelium purpureum is the source of this 1314-nucleotide messenger RNA. RefSeq lists its product as uncharacterized. Gene Ontology annotation, molecular function: manganese ion transmembrane transporter activity; cadmium ion transmembrane transporter activity. Gene Ontology annotation, cellular component: membrane. NCBI's taxonomy places the organism in Eukaryota, Evosea, Eumycetozoa, Dictyosteliales, Dictyosteliaceae. Gene Ontology annotation, biological process: iron ion transport; intracellular manganese ion homeostasis. The record is from RefSeq and is a predicted model, not a curated record. The annotation marks the transcript as partial. The transcript is spliced from 2 exons.